UAUGAAUGCUUUUGCAGGGCACUGUUUACAGUUAAUUUCCAAAUGAUUAUGUACUGACAUUUACUGGUAUUUCCUCUAAACAGGAAGUGUUUCUACUGUCCUGUUGAGAAUGAUUGAUUGGGAAAAAAAAGGAUGUACAAAAUAACAGCAGUCUUUAUCAGUACUCCACUUGCUGCUAUGUCCUCUAAAGCUUCUGUAAAGCAGAACCAGCUAGCAGAAAGUAUGUAUGGCUUAAUUUUCAUAGAGAAAUAGUCAGUGUAGCAGUAAUGCCUGUUCACACUAAGCAGGCUUCACUCACAGAAGCUCAGCUCUUAGGCGCGUUGCCUCCCACCCAUUGGUUCCCGCCCAUUGCUUCAGGAUCCUCCCCACCCUCUGCUGUUUUAUGGGCUUUCGUAAUACCAAGCAUUACUGAAAUCUCCACUGUAGGGACUGGCUGUCCUCAUGGUUAGUCUGCUUAAUACAAACGGAAAUAGGAUCGCCCUGUCUCCACCACUCUCCGUACCAGAGCAGAAGAGGCUGGCCAUUCAUCACGGCUUCACUGGUGUCCAUACUGCUCAUUAUCCAGAGCCAGCAUGCAGGAAGAGUUCAAGUUACUCAACUGCAGCAUUAGAGUUUGAGAAAGAGCACCAGAUUUCUCCUGUGUACGAGUCGCCCAAGAUGUUACGGCGGAGCCUCCGUCUGCAGAACAGCAGCAGUCAUUACAACACUGAGAAUGUAACUGAUUACUCCCUGGACCAUGGCAGCAGUUACAUCGACACCAGGAAAGAGACGCGGACACCGCGAAACAGAAAGCAGAAGUCCACAUCCAGCUCUGUGUCUUUAUCCCUGAGCCAAAUUGCAACACCGAGACAAACCCUGUCCUUCUCAGCUGCCAGUACCCCGAUUGACAGAACAAGUCAUGAAAACGUCACAACGGUCGACGUCUCGCGGCUCGUAUCAGCUCAAGAGCAGUAUCACCUGAGGCAGCGCAGAGGAACCACCAUCAGAGCUGCAACUACUGUGGAUGGACAGUGGGAGCAACACUCCAGCCAGAGCUCAUCAAACACCAAUGGGGAGGCCAGCUUUUCGAAGUCCAAGACUUCGGUCCCUAAUGGGUACAUUUGCAAAGAUUGCUCGUUUCACUCUCAGCAAAGUGACUCCCGUGUGACGCGGUCAUCAUUGACAUCGCUAUCAUCAUCAUCAUCAUCCUGCCAAGAAGCAGAACUUUCCACCGAUGGCCUCACCUCCGUAUCUUCACCUUACACAAAUAUUUAUACCAGAGACAGGAGUCGAAGGAACAAGUCGGGUGUCCUGAUGUCAAUAUCUAACUCAUGUGUGCGCUACAGCAAAAAAGCCCUGUCCCCCAUUGUGUCCUUAGUUUCCAUUGUCUACAGCAGUUUGGUCUGGCUGGGUACAAGAACCAGGAACUCAGCAGAAAAAGGGGUGUCAACGGAUGUGUCAACAGGAGUCCAAACCUCGUACUCAGACUCCUUGACACAAGCGUGGUCCAAACUUUGGCUGUUUAAGCAGACCACUCUUCACAGGAUGAUGGGCUCCAAAGGUCAUGGCUUUGAAGAACAAGGCCACUCAAGUUUCUGUGGAAGCAUGAAUGUGAAGGACCUGGUCACUGAAGAAACAUCACAUCUAAACCUCAAUGGUUCCCUGUGUGACGACUGUAAAGGAAAGCAGUACUCUGAGUCUUGCACUGUCGCCGUUACACCACUCUCCAAGUCACAGCGCUUGUGGAGCAUCCUAGCUUACACAGGUUUCUAUCUGCUGCUGCCUGGUCGCUGUGUGCUUGCAGCAGGUAAAGCUUUGGGUUCAGGAAUCAUCACAGCAACAAAAAGCCUUCUCUCAUGCUUCUGGGCGAUCCUAGCAGCCCCAGUAAAAGCAGGAAAGGGACUGAUGUGGUUUCUUGCAAGAGGAUGGUACCAACUGGUGUCUCUCAUGUCUCUCGUCAACGUCUUCUUUCUAACUCGAUGCCUUCCCAAACUCUGGAAGCUCCUGUUGCCUCUUUUGCUCCUCUUACUACUUCUACUUUUCUGGUGGUGGCUCCCGUUCACCGGUGCCCUGCUUACCUACCUUCCAGCCAUAAACCUCACAGAGUGGAGAUCUACAUCUAGGUUUGACUUCUUCUCUAACUUGGCUGCUGUUCCCGCUGCUGUCCCUGCAACAGAAACUCCCAUGGAGCAGGCUCAUAACACUCCGGUCUCCCAAGCAACACCAAUCCUUCCCCCAGCCGCCAUCCACAGUGGCGUGGAUCUGGACCGUCUCGAAAUUGUUGAGCGACAGCUGGCCGUGUUGUGGGAGAAAGUCCAGGCGGGAAACCAGAAGCAGGAUCAGCGUCACAGCAAUGUUCUCGGUCUCUACAGCUCGCUGAGAGAGCAGGUCCACAGUCAGAACGAAAGGGAGAGCUUCGAAGUGUGGGUGUCCUCUAUGAUGGAGCAGCGACUGGGUGUGCUGCGAGGAGAACUGCAGCGCGAGAACUUAAACAUAGCACAGAGCUCAGAGCAGCAAAAACAGCAACAGGAAAGUCAGGCAGCACGUCUGGCUAAUUUAGAGCUUCUGCUCAGAGCUUUGGAAACCAAGACUGAGGAGAUGCAGCAAAAGCAACAGCAGUCUGAGGAUGAGGCAAAGCAACGGGAGAAAGCGGCUUCUAAAUCGGCUGCAGACACAGCUCCUGUCAGUGUGGGUGUGAAGCAGGAGGACCAUGAUGCUCUAUUGCUGGAGAUGCAGAGACUUGAAGCAGAGCUGAGUAAAAUCAGGGGAGACCUGCAGGGUUUUGCAGGAUGUAAGGGCAAAUGUGAGCAGCUGAACACUCUGCAGCAGACUAUAUCUGGUCAAGUGUCCUCGCAGUUGCGGAAGGAGUUGAAAAAUCUGUUCUUCGGCAGCGAUGAAUCAGCGGACCAGCAGCAGGGUGAGAUCCCUGAGUCGCUGAUCCAAUGGCUGUCGCAGCGUUACGUGAGCAUGCCCAACCUGCAGGCGGCGCUGGCCUCCAUCGAAAUGAGCAUCCUGAAAAACAUUUCGCUUCAGCUGGAGCACAGUCGAGCCCAGGUUCUGGGUGAGGCAGAAUCCAGAGCCAGAAGCGUCUUUGAGACAGUAAGAGGGACGGUCCGACACACUUCUACAACUGAGGGACUGUCUGAAGAGGAUGUGAAUCUGAUUGUUCAGAACGCCCUGAAGCUCUACUCUCAGGACCGGACGGGUCAGGUGGACUACGCCCUGGAGUCUGGAGGUGGUAGCAUCCUUAGCACACGCUGCUCCGAGACUUAUGAGACAAAGACAGCCCUCAUGAGUCUGUUCGGCCUUCCACUCUGGUACUUCUCCCAGUCUCCACGUGUUGUAAUCCAGCCGGAUGUGUAUCCUGGCAACUGCUGGGCAUUUAAAGGCUCUCAAGGUUAUCUGGUGAUCAGGCUCUCCUUGAGGAUUCGUCCAACAUCCUUCUGUGUGGAGCACAUCCCUAAGACGCUUUCUCCAACAGGAAACAUUGCCAGUGCUCCUCGCAACUUCACUGUCUUUGGUCUCGAUGAUGAGUACCAAGAAGAGGGAACGCUGCUGGGGCACUACACAUACGAGGAAGAUGGCGAUUCUUUGCAGAUCUUCCCCGUUAAGGAGAAAAACGACAAGGCGUUCCAGAUCGUAGAGGUGCGGGUUCUAUCUAACUGGGGUCAUCCAGAAUACACUUGCUUAUAUCGCUUCAGGGUCCACGGAGAACCACUUUCCGAAUGAAGCAACCACCGAAAGACACACUAAUAAAUAAUCAUUUUACUCUGUCUGUAAAUAACUCUCACCAGCUUCUUUAAAACGAAGGACACCUGACAGUGUGGACAGUUUGGUAUGAAAGCCAUGCAAACAGAGAGGUUGUGGAGUGUGAAAGCAAUGUGCCGAGUUGGAAGCAGGAAAGUAUGUUUAUGAAAUCCUGGAAGAGUCACUGGGAAGUUUUGUAGCUGGACUGUAAAGGAACGCAGAGAGGAGUGGAACCACGAAAGAAGCUAAAAGUCCCCUUUUCAUUGCACUGAGUUGCUCUUGAGGGUAGCGAGGCUUCCCUGAGCAGACAAAUCCAUCCCCACCUCUACAGGAAGGUGGACACCUUCACUAGGGCGGGGAUGACGGACUCAUCUCAACCACAUUUUCAAUAUGCAUCUGAUUUGCUUUAGUUCUUUUCUCUUUUUUAAUCUUUCUUAAUAGAAUCUGCUAUUUUUAGGAACAAGACCACUCUGUCUUUGCCAGGUAUGUCACUCCUUUAGUUGCUGCAGCUAAACCGAGAAGUCCACAGAUGGGUUCCGAAUGCUUUGCCAUAGCCAUAAGAGUUGUUUUUAAAGAACUGAACAUGCUGCCUGUGAACAAGUUCUGAAUGUUUGAUUAAGUGCAGGCUCAACGCAAGUUUCCUUUAAUCAUACAGCAACGCUAUAAAACACUGAUCUCUAUGCGAUGCAACCUUUAGGAGGCUCCUUACUACGCUAAAUGUAGGAAAUCAUGCCAACAUGUGGCUCCUCCUCUGAAACAUACACUGAUUUUACAUCCAUCAUGUACAAUGCCUUGCAAAAGCAUUCUUAUUUUAUUUAUUUACGUUUUACAUUUUGUCACAUUACAACCACAAACUCCAGUGAGUUUUUUGGGGGUGGAUUUUAGCUGAUAGACCCAGACAUCCUGAAGAGGUUGUGGUGAAGUAGAAAGAACGAUAUAUAGUUUUCACAUUUUUACAAAUAAAACUCCUAAAGUAAAGUGUGCAUUUGUAUUUGAAGCUCUGAGUAAUUACUUAGUUGGACCACCUUUUGCUGCAAUUACCACUACAAGUCCUCUGAGGGUACUUUUCUACCAGCUUUGCACAUUUAUAGACUAAAUUCUUUUCAAAACAGCUCAAGGUCAGUCAGGUUUUAAGAAAAGCAUUUGUGAACAUCAAUCUUCAAGUUUAGUGACAACCUCUAAUUGUUUUGUUUUUUUUCACUCUGUUUUGAACUCAAUCCUACUAAUUAAUUCUUUGCAGUUUUCCUGUCCCUGCUUAAUAAAGGAGCUGCCACCACCAGAUUUUACCGUGGUAACUGUGUUCAUGAUGAUCGGCAGUGCUAGUUUUGUGUCACAGAUAGAAUUUUCCUGUAGACCAAAAAGUUCAGAUUUGGUCUGGCUUGUGGCAAAUUUCUCAAUGAUUUCUUUCACCGGUGGUUUUAUCUGCUCUCUCUUCUGUAGGAUAGUUUUAGUUUAAACAGUGGCUAUCUGGAGCUCCUCCACAGUUGGCAUGGGCCUUCUGGCUGCUUCUCUUUGUUUAUGCUGUUCUUGCAUACAUAUACAGACCACAGUACUAUAAAUUUACUUGUAAAACAUUUGGAAGCCAUGGAUCCAUUUCCACUUCUUGGUGUUGGUAAAUCACAUAAAAAUGCACUGAAGUUUGUGGUUGUGAGAUGACAAAAUGUUAAGUUUGAGGAACAUGAAAACUUUUCUGUGGCACUGUAUACGAAAGUGUUGUUAAAUCUGGCGCCUGGAGCUCAGAUCCUAACCAAAAUUGCAAGAUCAUGUUGACCAUAGAUUGGUUUUUAUCUUUUGCUCUUUCACCCUUUACUUCACCUAAAUGUCCCUUUUCACAUGAGCUCUUAGAACUCUAAAACCCUGAAGGAAUGUAAUUUGUAUAUUUCAUUGUUUAUAGUUGGUCCUUUUAUGAUAUCUACUUUUAUCAGUGUUGCUUUAUUAAGACAAAUCCAGUCAUAAUUAUUAUCAUGUAACUAUUUUUAAAAUUUCUCAUUGUGUUUGCUUUCUUUUUUGUUUUAAUUUGGGGGAUUAUUCACAACACAGGAUGCACUGCAACAACUUGUAAGACAAAAGUUUGUGGCACAGGGUGUUUUUGUUAAAAAAUGGGGCUAUGUAAAGAGUUGUGGGUUGGGUAAGUCAAAAAUACUAUUUGUAAAAACGUUUUGCUCACAAUCUUAUUUAUUAACAAGUUAUUAGUGGCUGCAAAUUAUGAGUGUUGGCAGUGUAUAUUUUAUUAAAAGCUGUUCAGUGCAUUUUGGAAUUUUUUUUUUAAGAUAAAUGGCUAUUUUUGUUCAGUCAUGAGAUGACUUAAUUGCUUUGGAAUAUAUUCCAAUAAAGACUUUAAUUUUGAUCUUUUAUACCA
Messenger RNA from Xiphophorus couchianus (Monterrey platyfish), 6085 nucleotides. It is a transcript of the gene sun1b, whose product is annotated as Sad1 and UNC84 domain containing 1b. NCBI's taxonomy places the organism in Eukaryota, Metazoa, Chordata, Actinopteri, Cyprinodontiformes, Poeciliidae. The transcript is spliced from 22 exons. The record is from RefSeq and is a predicted model, not a curated record. Gene Ontology annotation, cellular component: nuclear envelope; meiotic nuclear membrane microtubule tethering complex. Gene Ontology annotation, molecular function: protein-membrane adaptor activity. Bases 442 to 3708 code for a protein of 1088 amino acids.